AUGAAGCUGAUCUCCAUUCUUGUAGCGGGCGGCCUCGGUGCUGCUCAGCAAGUAUAUAUCCCAGCGAACGGGCCAUCAGCGCGACCUCAAUGCGCAGCCAAUGGAAGCUAUGCGACAGCUACCCCGGUAUACUCGUACCGUGAUUUCAGCUUCACUCAGACCGAGACAGUCCGAACAGCGACUUCUCGGCCAGCUCCAACAUCCACUACAACAUUUGCACCGCCGUACGAGUCUUUGAGUAGUCUUGUACCAAGUCUGACAACGACGCAAUGGGGCAACUGGGAUCCUUCGUCGAACGCCACUGCUACAGAUGUUGGAGUACCAUACGGCAAUGCUUCUUGGACAGGAUUGUGGACGACCGUAUCUUGGACGAAUUUCACGCGCGGUAUCUACUCGACCACAGUAGAACCGACAGCUAUUCCCACGAGUGAACUCAUUCUUCCACCACCUGAAUAUCUGGCACCCCGCGAAUGCUACACCUUCCCAGAGGAUUUUAUGCUCGGAGUUGCAGGCAGUGCGACGCAGAUUGAGGGCGCUGUGGCAGACGAGGGCCGAACUCCAGCUUAUACGGAUGUUUUAGCUCUUCUGAAUCCUGCGGCGUCGCCAAACUACAUCACCAACGAGAACUACUAUCUCUACAAGCAGGACAUCGAACGAAUCGCUUCAAUGGGUAUCAAGUAUUACCGGUUCUCGAUCCCGUGGUCACGUAUCCUGCCAUUCGUACUUCCAGGCACACCGGUCAACAAGCAAGGCUUGGACCAUUAUGACGAUCUCAUCAACUUCGUUCUGGAGAAGGGCAUGCUUCCGGCAAUUGUGCUGCUUCACACCGAUAGUCCUCUUCAGUUUUUCUCCAACAUUAACGAGACCACGAUCACCCCUGGUACUGGUGGUAUUGGCUAUGUUGAUGCAGGCUUCCAGAACUCAUACAAAAACGUCUCGUUCGAGGAUGCGUUUGUAAACUACGGCAAGAUCGUCAUGACACACUUCGCUGACCGCGUGCCCAUCUUCUGGACUUUCAACGAGCCACUCCUCGGCGCGAAGAACGGCAAAUCAAUCGAUUCAGUCAUCAAGUCACACGCCCGCCUUUACCACUUCUACCACGAGGAAAUCAAGGGCACAGGCAAAAUCUCAAUAACCUUCAACAACAACUUCGGCGUCCCGCUCGACCCCUCAAACCCCGCCGACAUCGACGCCGCCAACCACUUCAACUCCUUCCAGCUGGCCACCUUCGCAAACCCCAUCUUCCUAGGCAUCGACUACCCGGACUCGUACAAAUCCACUGUCGCCGACUACGUCCCCCUCAGCGCCGCCGACCUCGCCUACCUCAACGGCACCGCCGACUUCUUCUCCAUCCAGCCGUACACCGCCACCGUCGUCAGCCCACCGCCCAACAGCUCCAUCGCGGCCUGCGCCGCCAACAUCACCCACCCGGCGCGCCCCUACUGCGUCACCCAGAGCACCACCGUGCGCGACACCCAGUGGAACAUCGGCUACCGCAGCCAGACCUACGUAUACACAACCCCCGUGUACUUCCGCACGUACCUCAACUACCUGUGGAACACGUUCAAGGCGCCAGUCGCGGUGACCGAGUUCGGCACACCCGUGUUCGGCGAGGCGGACAAGGCGCUGCAGGACCAGCUGUUCGACAGCCCGCGCAGCCAGUACUAUCAGUACUACCUCAACGAGGGCCUGAAGGCGAUCUGGGAGGACGGCGUGCAGUUUGUGGGCGCGUUUGCGUGGAGCUUUGCGGAUAACUGGGAGUUUGGCGAUUUCGGGGCCCGGUUUGGGAUUCAGGCGGUUAAUCGCACGAGCCAGGAGCGGUUCUAUAAGAAGAGUUUUUUCGACUUUGUGGAUUUUAUUGAGACAAGGAGGCAGAGGGCGUAG
Messenger RNA from Boeremia exigua, 1884 nucleotides. Its product is annotated as beta-glucosidase-like protein. Bases 1 to 1884 code for a protein of 627 amino acids. The transcript is spliced from 2 exons. Gene Ontology annotation, molecular function: beta-glucosidase activity. The record is from RefSeq and is a predicted model, not a curated record. Gene Ontology annotation, biological process: carbohydrate metabolic process. NCBI's taxonomy places the organism in Eukaryota, Fungi, Ascomycota, Dothideomycetes, Pleosporales, Didymellaceae.